UUUUAGAUGAUUAGUUUGUCUCAAACUCACCGUGCCAUCAUUGAACUGUUGGAGUUGAUGCGAUGUGAUAAUUGCGCCUCCACUCUCCACCAGCCAUUCACGACUGGAGUAUGUGAACAUCUGCUAUGUUCUUCAUGUAUUCCAAGCCGAGGUAAUGUAAAGGCUGCAAGUUGCUGUCCAGUUUGCUCAAUUCCCGUACAUGCACGCGAUUUCCAAGUCCAUCCACAGUUUACAUCACUCGUAUUGGUUGCACGUCGACUAAAGAAAUUAACGAUGAAUACUUCUCAAGAGAAAAUAAAAGAUUCUCAGAAUUCCGUAAUUGGUAUGUCCUGAUAACUUGUAGGGUCGAUUUUGCUUACACAAAACUAAGAUCAGUUAUCACUGAAGUAGUUUAGUCUAAAUAUAUUGUAAAGGUCUCAUGUCACAAAUUUACUGCUUAGAACUUUUCAAAUGGUUAAUAUUGAAGUAGCUUUAAAAUCCUAUUUCUUAUUUGAUAUUACAUUAGUUUUGUACUACAUCAACACCUCAGUAUGGUAAGGCACCUAAAAUUCAAUUCUAUAAGUUACAGUACUGUGCACUGAAUCUUUUCUCAUUCAUCUUAAAGUGGUUUUUUGUACGCCAUAUACUAGAUAUAUUCACUUAGUGAGUUAGGGAUCAAAAAUAUUCCACUCAGCCUCCUUUAUGGAUAUUUUAACUACGUAGCCAGGUUUUUUAAAUGGGAAAUCCCGUUCUGCCUAGAAAAGAGUUGUAAUGUAGAGCGUCGAAAUUAAUUUUAUUAUUAACAUUACCAAACUUCAUGUUAUUAGGGAACUGAACGCUUUCGUAUGUGUUCGCGCCAUUACGAUGGGAUGUAGCAAUAAAUGGGCCACACCACGUAGAAGAAAGAUGUACAACGAAAAUGUUAUCAAAAUAUUUAAGGAAAAAUUGCAAAUGUGGGCGAAACGAACAAAAGAUUCCACUUAUUUCAGUAUUACAGCUGCAUCACGAUCAUCAUCGGUUUUGAUUUUAAAUCUGGAAUCUUAAAAGAUCAAAUUAAUUUGUUAAUAUCGCCUCUGUAAUAACAUCUAUAGAGUAAAAAUGGGCUGGACGUCAGUUCGAUACAACUGUCCUUCACAUCACUGCUUUUUGACUAGUAUUAAGAUCUUCAAACAGUGCUCUGUAUGGAAGUCGUAAUGCUGUAUAUAAAAUAUUUCUAAAUCACUCAGACCGGGGUUUUAAGAUGACUGUUUUGAUUGAAAGGUAGUCCAUAUUACUAAAACCCGGAAUUGCUCACAUGACGUUGUUAGAGGGUACAAGCAAUACUGUCAAAUAGAACUAUUAAGUAUACAAUGCUCAUAAAAGCCAUUUUAUACAAACGUUGGACUGAUUUACUUGGACCGUGGGCGUUUUAUAUCUGGCCUUUUGUAGCCAACAGAAACGUCAAGCUUACUGACCAUGAUAAAUAUUAAAAGUUAAGUGAAGAAUAAUUCAUGCCAUAUGAAAAUAAAACAGUAGGUAGGAAGUAAACGGUGUAAUAGUAUAAUCAGAUUUUGAGUGCUUAUCAAAUUAUUUUUGUUGUGACUUUAAACCUGGAUCGCUUUUUACCCCGUGCCAAUUGUUGUGUCCUUGACUGCAGAUUAGAGUGAAGUGCUUUAUCGAUCGAUUCAGUGACACGUAAACCAUGUACGGAUGGCCUAAAGUCUCAAUUAGUCCCGCUUCCCUGUCUAGCCCAGCCAGUUGAGUCCAGAACACAAGUCUCAGCCUCUGAGUUAUGAAUCAUUAUAUUUCAGACAUACUCUAUUUAUAUACCAAUCAAUUAGACCACAUCGUACCAUAAAAUAGAAAACAACAUUUGUACAAUAUUUGACAAGUGGAAUAAAUAUUGACCAAUAGGAACUGUCCAUUUAAAGUCCAAGGACACCAUUAGACUUAACAUGAUAAUUAUUGGUAUAUUCCUCUGCAUCCCUAACAAUUUUUAAUCCCUCGUUUUUGGGUCCCAAUAAUUUGUAUCAAUGUAGUAGUACCCAUCCGGUUUAUUGGCCAAAGUACCUAGUCUAUGCAGAUCACCCGCAAGCUUUGGAUCGGAGGAUCUAGUUAAAAAAAUAGUAAUGUGAAGAAAUGAACUGCAAUGAGACGUAGCGAUCGGAACAGAUCUAGAUACUAUUCAGUUCUUCAAGUUCCUAAAGCCUAUUUCAACUCCAUCAUGUUAACCCUCUUAUCUGCUUAUUUUGUCCAAACGCUAUGGCUUAGCUUUUAUCCUCUAAAUCCUAUAGUAACUAUUUUCUAGAAGUACCUGUAAACAUGCGGGGACUUAAGGAGAACAGAUCGACUUUUCACUUUAUCUGUGCGUGAAUAUUUAUAGUCAACUGGUAUCUGUAACCUAGAAAAACCUAUUGUUCAAAGAUCGAAUAGUGUUGCAGCCAAAUAUAUAUUGCUUUUGAAAUGUUCCAGUGUAGUAUUGUGUUUGCUUUUAUUUCUCACCAGUUUUUUCAUAACUAGCGGUUUAUGACUUAAUAGGAAAGCAUACGUUUUAAAUACACUCAAAUUUGACUCUAAAUCACUUUCAUGAGUGGAAAGUCACUGUACAAACAUCGGUUCAUUCUUCGUAUUUGUUUAGCCUAAAAAAUGUAGCGAUCGUUUUCUUCAUCUUUGUUACAGAAAAUAAUAUUCCUGAUGCAACUAAAAAUGAGAUUAUGUUACCACAAGUGGUAAUUAAGAAGGCCUAUUCUUCAAGACAACAAUUAUCUGAAGAUAAAGAUUCAAAGCGGUAAGAUUUUAUUUCUAUAGUCUUUAGAAAUGAGUAUGUGGUACCGAGUUAACAGCACAUAUGUUUUUGUCAACCUUCUUGAUACAAAAGAAACUAAAGGUUUCAUGCUCAUUUUGUUUUCUCAACUAUUAAAAAAAUUGACCUAUUGACUGAUUUUGGCACCAUAAUAAAUUGAAAUCAAGAUAUGGUUAGCAAUAAAUAUCGUUCAGUCUUUUUCCAAAGUAAAAUAGGUACCUUGAUAGUCGAUUUCGAGUUUGGGCUAAUGCAUGGACAUAGUCAAAAUUUAUUUACUACUCAAUCGACAGUUUAAAAAUGGUUACAUGGUCGAAAGUAUUAAAAACAGAAAAUAGUGUUAUCUAAAUUAGACGUUUCUCGCAGCUAUCUCAAGGUUAUCAUCCACUUCAUCCAUACCAGUUCGAACUUAAAACUUCAAUUUCUCUUACAGAGUUAUCUGAAGCUCACGAUGAAAAUCCUUCUAAUAUGUCCAAAAGGAACUGACCUUGGUAUCUUUCACUCAGUAAAUCAUUUGUGGCAUUACCGAGAUUCAUGUGUGUUUAUUAUAUUGAGCUCGAUUGAAGAUGAUAUAUAAGAAGACUGUAAAUGCUUAACUGUACAUACCUCAAAGUAUUACUAACGUAUGUAUAUUGCAAAUGUUAAGUAAAUACUGAAAAAUCAAGUUUUGUGUUUUAGACAAGGAAUGCAAAUUGAUUUGUGAGGUUCUAGAGUUCAUUAGAUCUUUUCUCCACAUCGUUUUUUUCAAGAUUAGUUUACUUCACAUCAUAAAAAUAUAUGAUUUUCUCACAUUAGAUCAAACCCUCAACUUAGUUUGCUAUCAUAUCUCACUGAAUUAGAACUACUGAAUAUGUUUACUGCCUUCAUCCUGCUGUCAAAGUACAUAGUUCAGACAUUGUAACUUACAGAUACCUCACCUGAGAGUUACUUUGAUUUAUUGGUUGGCUUUUCCUAUUGUAGAAACUAAAUGUACCCAUUGACUAAAACACUUUUUACCUUAAGGUCCCAUUACACAUAAAAUCUUUACUAUGAUAAGAAUUGAUUUGCCUUGUGAACCACCUGAAUAGGUUUUUUCUUAGUUUUAUUCUUAUCCAUCUCAUUAAAUAAUUUUUAUGUUCAUUUUACUUACAUUUAGUCCAAUCGGUGUAAGUUAUAAACGUGGGCAUUCCUUGGUUAAUAGUGAUACAAAUAUAUCUACUGCUGAUACAUUUGUAUCCAAUGUUUGUUCAACUGGUAAUGAUUCAUGCAUUAAUUUCAAACCUCAUUAUCCUUCAAAACAUGAUGUCAAAGCCAAUAAGAAGCAACGAUUAAAUAAAGUGACUAAAUUACCUGCUUAUUCAAGCUCUGAUAUUCAUCAAACAUUAUCAGUAAAUUCUGUCAACGGAAAUGAAUCAUGUGUUUCUCUUGAUAAACCAAUUGAAUCACUUUCUGUAGAAGCUGUUGUUGUACAUGACACUAGAAAUGCUCGGAAUAAAAUUGUAUCAAAAGUUUGUAAAGAUAAGAUAGAACCUAAACAAACGAUGCCUAGCAAAAUAGAUGUUCCAGUUCCAUUCGCUUCUCCUGAACCUUCUCGUUUAACAGAUCAGUCCACUUUAUCUCCGUCUGAUCCGAUUUCAUUUAAAACUUCUGUCUUCCUUACACCUGUCGAUCUACCAAUAAAUAACGAGAAUAAAGCAGCAAAUUCAAAAAAUUCAAGUAUCUCAAAGAAGAAUUCUAAGAAGAUCCAAAAUAAUGUUAAGAAAGUUGUUCCUGUUCAGGAUCGUAAGUCAUCUGGAUUUCUCAAUUUACUACACAAACUAAGACCAAAUAGCAAAGGUGAAAGCCAGCUACAUAGGGCAGCAAUUCGUGGUGAUACUAGUCAAAUAGAAGAGUUACUUUCCGCUGGGUUAUCACCGAAUAUUCGAGACCAUGCUGGUUGGACACCAUUGCAUGAAGCUGCGUUACGUGGACACUGUGAAGUCGCUAAAGCUUUGAUCAAAGCUGGAGCUACCGUAGAUAUUCCUGGUGGUCCGGAUUUAGAGACUCCUUUGCACGAAGCUAUACAGAAUGGACAAGUCGACUUCUGUCAACUGUUGCUUGACCAUGGUGCUAAUCCUAUGUUUCCAAAUAAUAAUGGGAUAAUUCCAAUACAACUAGUGGAUAGCAGUAUAUGCCAAUUAAAAGAACUGCACAAUUCAGAUUCUAAAUCAUCAAAGUAUAAUUCCCUUCUCAAUGCAUUAUCUGACAUAAGAAAUAUGUUAAAUAAAGCAUCAUUAUCUACCACUGUAUCAGAUAAAGAUUGUCUGACUAACAAUAAAACUUUAAGUAUUUUAUCUGUCUCUUCUGCAACCACUUUCAUUGAAAGACGACGUCUUCGACCUAUUCUUCUGGGUACUGGUCUAACAAGAACUCAACAAUCAUUGUUCAGUCGUGUUGCCACUAUGAUACAUGCACGUGUGUUCUCAUCAAUCUCACCUGAAGUUACGCAUGUCGUGACUGGUGCACUUCAAGAAUUAUCCAGCGAUGUAGUCGAUGAAGAAUCAGUUAAUAAAACAAAAAAGAAAAAUAAAUCUAAAAGAAAUUCCCGUUCCCUCAAAAAUGAUAAUGAAUUGCUCAGUUCCAAUGGCCAAGCUACUUGCCCACGUACUUUGAAAUUUCUAAGCGCUGUUUUACAGGGAUGUUGGAUCUUGUCAUUUGAUUGGAUCGAAACUUGUGCUCAUAUCAAGAUGCGUGUAGAAGAAGAAGGCUUUGAAGUAACUGGGUGUAGUACUGCCCCUAUGUCCGGUGCACCUCGUCGAGCACGUCUCGCUCGUGAAGCUGGCUCUUUGGGGUUAUUUCAUGGUUUAAACAUUUGUUUCCUAGGGAACUUCGUAUAUCCUGUACCAUCCAGGGAUGAGCUUACUCGAUUAGCGCGAUCUGGUGGAGCAAGUGUAGUAUUCAGUCGUGAUGUUUGCUCUCCGAUUCGGCUCGCAAGAUAUGCUAUUGAGUCUGCAAAUAAUUCAUCUAUUUGGGAUUUAAAUACCGUAGAGGGGAAUCAAGAGUUUGAUCAAGAGACUAAUGACAAUAUUUCGUUUAUAGAUGAAAUCACAAUGAUUGAUUCGAAUAAUCCUUCCUCCUUGCUUGUUUUAUAUGAUCCGGGUGUUUUGAGUAAACCUAAAAAUGAAUCAUGUAACAAAUCUAUAUAUGCUGUAGAAACCGUUAGUAAAGCGCUUAAUUUAAUCAAACCGAAAAAAUCUACAAAUACACUAAAUUCAUUGGCAGAUGACUUACCACCACCUCUUCAAUCGAUACCAUGUACUUGGCUUUUAGACUGUGCUGCAGAAUAUCGUCUACUUCCUUUUCCCAACUGCUGAUUGAUUGUUUGUAAAUAUUUUACACAUCUAUCAAAUUUAUAACCUUAUUUAUUAUCUAAACUGAUAUAUAUAUAUAACGAUUAUUUUAAUUUGCUUCAGUCAAUUUCAAUAUAAUUUUUGAGAUCUUUA
This is a messenger RNA of Schistosoma intercalatum, 6219 nucleotides long. The record is from the annotation of a GenBank genome assembly. Lineage: Eukaryota; Metazoa; Platyhelminthes; Trematoda; Strigeidida; Schistosomatidae.